Messenger RNA from Cantharellus anzutake, 747 nucleotides. RefSeq lists its product as uncharacterized. Lineage: Eukaryota; Fungi; Basidiomycota; Agaricomycetes; Cantharellales; Hydnaceae. The coding region runs from base 234 to 650 and encodes 138 amino acids. The record is from RefSeq and is a predicted model, not a curated record. The transcript has 4 exons.
UAGACGAUCCGAUCCUCGCUCUAAAAUGUGGAAUGCGUUAUGACCGAGUUUAGAGCUCCGAGAAUUAUCAAAUGGGCCGUGGGGCUCAUGCCUUGUCAGGAAACAAACUCAGGGGCCAGCGGGUCCGGUGAAUACAAUAUGUGCCGCCUCGUGCGUUGCUAUGCAACAACAACGGUCGCGAAACGCUCCAGUUUCUUGUUGUUUGCCAUGCAACAACGUCUGUUUCUGCAACUAUGUUGUGCAAUCCCUUCUCGACCGCGCGCAAGUCAUUGUCACCGCCCCCAUGUCGUAUAAAGCUUGGGAUUGCGUGUGGAGUGCGCGCGCACCUCGUGCGAAUUGUCCUCAUGACCUUUAGACAUCAAAAGUCGAGCGUCUUCAACUUCUUCCUAACGAUCUUAGUCGUUCUAUUACAUUGCACUGGAACGCAGGCUAGAUCUGGCCCGUUAGGUGGUAACGGCCCCGUGGAUACAAACUGCACUGACUCGAAUGGCCAGGCUGUAAAGUGUUCCAAAGGGCAGCUGAUUUGGACUAUCAUUGGUGCCGUCUCCGGAGUAAUAUUUUCGGCUCUCGUCAUUUGGGCCCUGGUAAUGAGGCAUCGAAGAUCGAAGGCGAAUGGUUCGGGGAAGGAUCCGUCUUUACAGCAAGUUUAGAGAUGGUACUGGCCGCUAGCGGCAUUACGACUACAUUACGAAAACAUGACUGUAUUUAUUUCAUGAACUACGUCACGAAAAGAAACAUAAAUCUUAU